Molecule: messenger RNA, 1569 nt
Organism: Lotus japonicus
Lineage: Eukaryota; Viridiplantae; Streptophyta; Magnoliopsida; Fabales; Fabaceae
Product: eyes absent homolog
Exons: 7
Coding region: 346-1296 (316 amino acids)
Biological process (GO): cell differentiation; positive regulation of DNA repair; multicellular organism development
Cellular component (GO): nucleus
Molecular function (GO): protein tyrosine phosphatase activity
Source: RefSeq, a predicted model, not a curated record
AAAGGAACAAAAAUUGCAUUGGUAGUUGAAUGUGAUGGUCUUACUCUUACUCACAUCACAACUUCAUCGUUCUCCUUCGCUCUGCAAGGCAACCGUAAUCUAAGGUUUGGCGCAAGGUUUUAAAUUGAGGUCCACAACUAAAGGGUUUUUGUUUCUCCGCAACGGAAUCACAACCGCAGUUGUAGCGGUAUCAAAUUCAACCCAUAUUUGUCUGCAAUUCUGCGACAUAACCGUAACCGCAAUUUAAAAUCUUGGUUUAGUGUAACCUUUGCACUAAAUUUACCUACAAGGUGUUGGCCUAGUGUGAGCUGUUAGGUGAAUUGUGAUCAUUGAGCUCAUUCGAUAAUGGCUGCUUCAUCUGGGAGGCCUGAGCAGGAUACCAGCAACAACACACAUCCCAGGCUGGAUGUCUAUGUGUGGGACAUGGAUGAGACCCUAGUACUCCUCAACUCCUUGCUGAAAUCAUCCUAUGCCGAGGCUUUCAACGGUCUGAAGGAUGUCCAGAAGGGCGUCGAGCUCGGGAGGAUGUGGGAAAAUCUCAUUCUACAAUUAUGUGAUGAUUAUUUCUUCUAUGAACAAAUUGAAGAUUACAAUAAGCCGUUUCUUGAUGCUCUGACCCAAUUUGACGACGGGAGGGAUCUGUCGGAUUAUGACUUCAACCAAGAUGAAUUAGGUGCCCCAAAUGAUGAUGACAACAAAAGAAAACUUGCUUAUAGGCAUCGAAUUAUAGCCCAAAAAUAUGUACAGGGUUUGCAUAAUAUUUUAGAUCACGAGGCAAUAAAAUUCUGGAAUGAAUUAUAUGAUAAAACUGAUGAAUAUACUGACAAAUGGCUUUCAUCAGCACGGGCCUUCUUGAAGGAGUGUUCAGGUGAAAAUAACGAUGCAGUUUCUUCUCUUGCUUUUGUUAACACAAGCAAUGAUUCCAAUAAUGCAAACCCUCAACAUAUAAAUGUUUUAGUGACAUCUGGAUCGUUGAUACCCUCUCUUGUAAAAUGCUUGCUCUUUCACCUGGACAGCUUAAUACCACAUGCAAAUGUUUAUAGCUCAUGGGAAGUGGGAAAAGUUCAAUGUUUCCGAUGGAUCAAGGAGCGUUUCAACCACCCCAAUGUUCGCUUUUGUGCAAUUGGAGAUGGAUGGGAAGAGUGUGAAGCGGCUAAAACCAUGAGAUGGCCUUAUGUUAAGAUUGACCCAAGGCCAGAUAAACUUCACAGGUUCCCUGGUCUCACACUGAGAACAGUUAGCAGUUAUUUUUCUGUGGUGUACGGAGGACCUAACAAUGAGAAUGAUGAAGAAUGAUGCGCGAUUUUAUGCCUUCUACUCUUUUCUGGGACCCCCCCAAGAAAAGAAGCACAACCAGAAUUGUCUUACCAAGUGUUUAAUUGCUGUCAUGAGAUGGCUGCACAACUUAUGUGCUAAUUGCAUUUGAAGAGAUUAGUUGAACUAUUUUUCUGACAUGAGUGAUCGUAGCAUCAACAUGUAGAUGUUGACAUUUAAUGAAUGUAGAUCAUUCACCACUUCUCUUGUAUAUAAGAUGUUUCAAAUUUAUCUCUAUGAACCUUCUCUAGGUCA